AACAGUAGAGAGAGAAAGUAGAUCUGAGAAGAAACUCCCCACCUCCCCCUUCUCUUUUGCCCAAAUCUUGAUCCUUCAGGAUCUAGAUUGAAGGCUUAAGAGUUGGGGGAGGUCACUCCUUCUUCUCUUUCAGCAUCCUAAAGACUAUUGUUCUUCUCUCACCUUUGUGGUGUUUUUGCUCCCUUUGUGGUUAUAUCUGGCCUUGUCCAGUUCUUCUCUGGCUUUGUUCAGAUCCAGAGGACCUUGUUCCUCAUUUUUUAUUUUCUUUCUUUCUCUCUGUCAAUCAAUCCCACAUCUUUCCAUAUCAAUGUAUACCCAACCCCUAAAAAGCUCUUCCCUUUUCACUCCCAAACUCCAUGAAAGCUAUGGUGGCUGUGAUAAGAAAGUGCAAGGCACUUACCUAGGUGAGUAUGGGUGCUCACGCAUGGGUUCAUCACCCCCCAUUCUCCAUGGUUCUAGUUCUCGGUCCUCCUUCGGCAGCCACAAUGCUUUCUUGGUAUGGGUCUCUAUGGUGGAGAGUAUGGUGUUGUUUUGAGGGAUCUUAUCCUUUGGGUUGUUGGAUUUCACAUGAUUUGUGUUUUGGGCUUUGAUUGGCAUCGGAUAUACAAUACGGAACUACUUGGUGUUCUGCUUCCGGCAUCACAUCGGCGGCUCUCCGUGGUCGGCGGCGCGAGGUGGUCUGCAGUAACUAGGUUUUCUGUAUUGGAGUGGGCUUAUUCUUUGGGCCUUUGUUUCAGUUGUUUUAUAAGGGUUAAUUUCCUUAUACUGGCUCUUGUUGAGUCCAGUGGGAAAUUAAGUUUCCUUUUCUUUAUUAGUGGGUACUAAGUUAAGCCUUAUAGGCUAAUUUUGAGGCAGCUUAAUUGAUCCCCAUUUCCAAAAAAGAAAAAAAAAAUAAAAAUAAAAAACUCCUGAAUCAUAUCUCUAUUACUCAGUUGAGAUCAAAGAGUCUGAGACAUUUGAUACAUUACACCAGGCCAGAUCCCAAUUUCCCAACUCAGACAGCAGCAACAAUCCCAUACACUCUUUUGCCCAAAAAAAAAAAAAACAGACACUCACCGAACGCCACCCACCGACUGUCGUUACGACGUCGUUACAAGUUUGACUUGGUUUCGGCAUCAAAUUGCAAAAGGCGAGUGCGAUGGCAUUAGAUGUUGCUGAAUUGCUGUGGAGCAAGUUCUUGAAGUCUCUGGCAGAGCUAGACUCUGAAUCUAAUUCAGGUUCUAUUACCAUCUCUGUCUUCAAAUCAUCAAUAAAAGCUCUCGUGUCUGAUUUCGAAGCAAUCAAAGAUGUUGUGAAUGAGAGAGACAUAAUGCCGGAACCUUAUUCCUACUCUGAAACUAUCAAUCUGCUCUACAAACUCAACGAUGCAUUGGCUGACUGCCGAGUCUUCACACACGAGUGUAUGGAGCUUAAUAAUGUGAUCUCACGCUUCAACUUUCGAAGAUUUACUUUUGUCGCAAAGGUAAAGAGUCGGUUGACCAAAAUAAAGCAGGAGCUUGAGCACUUGCCGCAACAACAAAUUGGCAAUCCUCGGGCAAAGACCGAGUUCACCGGAUCCGGACCUAAAGUACCUUCAGCCAAAGUUUUCAGAUUUGAUGAGCAAUUAAGGGAGAUUAAUGAGGGGUUGCUACAAGCAGGGGGUUCCAGUUCUAGCAGUGCUGGUGAACUGAGGGCAAUUGGGGUAGUUGGAAUUGCUGGAGUGGGUAAGACCACCCUGGUUCAGAAGGUUUUGGAGAGCAAGGAAGUGAAGCAGAAGUUUAAUCAUGUACUUUGGUUACCCUUUUCGUUGAGUGAGGAAGAAGAACAAUAUAGUAAGUUCAGCUUUGAAACAUGUAUCUUUGAUAGUGAUGGCCAAAUCAUAGAGGCAAGGAUUGUUGGCCUUGAUAAGCUCCUGGAAAGGCUAAGCCGGCAGCUGUUAUCGGAUAAAUGCUAUUUGAUUGUGUUGGAUGAUGUGUGUCAUCGGCACAUUAACAUUAUGGAACGCUUAUGCAGCGGAUUGCCCAAGCAUAAUGGUGGUGUUGUCAUUGUCACUACUAGAUUGGAGGAAGUGGCUCAAAAGCUGGGGAAACAACAUAGAUUGCAUCUGGUUCAUGUUAAGCCUCUUGACAAAGAGAUUUGCGGGCAUAUAUUUGAGGAGCAGGCUUAUUCCAUUAGAAAAAGUUCAAACUUCUCAGGUGAUGAAGCUACGAGAAAGAUGGAGGAACUCAAGGAUCAGUGCCAUGGUCUACCGUUGGUUGCGAAGACGAUAGCAAAUGCUUUUGCAGUGGGAUUUGGAGGCGACGGAUCUGAACAGAGAGGUGGUGAUCACGGGGAGGAAGUAGGAAUUUUUGAAGAAUUAGUUGAAGACGACCAGGGUUCAAGAAUUGCUGACCUGAUCCAUCAUGUUCAAGAAUCUUCUUGAAUCAUCAGUUCAGUAAUCUGCAAAGCAAGAUGUUACCAGCAUAUUUCACCAUGGUGGGGAUUUAUCAGUAGCUUCAUUUGGGUAUUUGCAUCCAUGGAACUCUUCCACUGUAGCAGACAAGUACCAACUCGGCCUUUUGCUUUCAAUCUCACAAAUUUGUUUGUCUUCACACCCAUGACAAUUGAGAUAUUGAAGAAUAGAAGGGGCAUAAGGUAGAGAGGGAACAGAACAUUGUGGAAGAAGUGGGAUGGUCCGAAAAUGUGCAAGUUGCGAAGGUGAACCCAAAACUAGCAGCCAUAAAUAAGAAGUUCAGGAUGAUUCACGGGUUACUAUAUCUUGCCGAUAUUAUGGCUUUAGCAGCCUUGCCAUGCACUCAUAAUACUUGGCAGGUAAACUCAAUCUGUAGUUGGUAAACAAAACCCAAGUUCCCCUUUAUUUGGAGAUGGGGGAGGGAAAUGUUCUGGGAAUGACUGAAUGAAACCACUCAGAAUGUACACAUCCUCAUUGAAGGCCUCGUAUACGAUACAGGAAUAUUGGUAUACAUUUGAUUGAUUGAUUGAAGUGCCUCUCACCUAAACCAGGCUGAAGCUUUUGUGGAAUACAUGCUGACCAAGAUUUGACUAGUAAUUGGGGUUGGGAAGUAUUUUCUGCAAUCUGUAUCUUAACAAUAAGCAGCAGGCCGGGAGCCUGGUAUAUGAUGUUUGUGCAAAUGAACCAUUCAAAUCCUGCCACCUCAAUCGUUGAAGGCUACUUGAAGGAUUAUGUAUCACAUGGUCUUUCACCAUAAAGGAAAUUUGGAAUGCAUUUAACUGAUUGAAGUGGCUCUUAGCUAAACUAGGCUGAGGGUUUUUGUGGAAUGGACGUGUAUGCUGAAUGGAAUAUAGGUACAUGGCAUUUGCAAGGUUUUUGUACAUUCUGUAUCCUAACAAUAGACAUGAAGCUUGGAGAAAUGGUGUUUCUUUAGCUGUAUUCAGUCUGAAAGUGAGUGGACAUCCUCUCUACAAAACUGUUCCACCUCACCAUAGUCAAAGUAUGCAAUUUAUUACGGAUAAAAUUCAAGAUGCAAGGAAACCCGCAGGACGGACUAUCAAGCGGACACCAUAAAGGAAAUUUGGUAUAUAUCCAUUUGACUGAUUGAGUGAGGGCUCUCACAUAAACUAGGCUGAAGCAAUUUGUUGGUAAAUGGACUCUGAAAGCAUUUUGUGCAAUCUGUGUCUAAAUCAGUCAAUCUGAAAGAUUUGUUGGACACUCUCUCAAACUCUGCCAACAUCAUUGUUAUCAAAGGUAUUCUGAUUUUAGAUGAUGGGUGGAAGUUCGAUUGAUGAUGACUGGGAGCUUCCCUUUUCUAAUGCUGCUCGCACUGUGGUCUUGGUUAGUCGCACUGGUAAUGGAAAAAGCGCAACAGGCAACAACAUUCUUGGCAAAAAAGCAUGCACUGUGCUGUGGAUUCUGGUGUUGUUGAAACCAAACAUCAUGCGAGAAGUUCCUCCAUGCCUUCCAGUUUGGCUUUCAAAGUUUUGAGACUUCUGUGCCUCUUGCAGUCAACUGAAGUUGGAAUUAGCUCCAUUCUUGACGCAUCACUUGCUUCACCAGAAACAUCUGGAGUUUACUUUUUUGGUGGAAAGGGCCAGACUUUCAGCUCUUCUAUGCUUUCAUAUGAUGCUAAACUUGCAAAGGCACUUUGGAAUACAUCGUCUGAUCUAUUCUUAGAGUCACAGCUUGCUUUCAAGGAAACCUCUACUUCUGUAUCAAAUUGUGUAUCAUAGAAAUGAUAAAGAAGUUGUUGGAGUUAAUCUUAGUCAAUUACUGCUCUAUAAUCUUGAUAUUUCAGACAGGAUUUUGCACACGGUUGGACCCAGUCCACUAUUAAUAAUGGAGCAGCUGUUGAUAUAUGGACACCAUGUCAUAACUCAUAAGCUUUCUGUCUUUCGGAGGUCGGUAAAGAAUGCUGCUUUUCAAAUCGUGUGGCUUUAGUUUCUUUAUGCUUGCAAUUAUUAAAGAGUAAUAUUCAUAAUGCUCUGUUAAAUAAUAGUCACCAAGAUAAUAAUCAGUCUAACAGAAGCUGGAGAUGUUGUAGCCUAUUAUGGAAUUCGGGAUCAACCGACGCCGUUCAUGUUAUCAAUCAGUCACUUGACUGUUUCGUUUGACGGUUUGGUUGAGAGGUUAAAUCUCCAAUUGCCGUACUAGGAGCUGAGAUUGACAGCUACUCUCCACCAGAAUUCAUGAAAAAGUUUGAGGAGAUAUCCUAAACCUGAGGUUGAUAGCUAUGUGAAGAUAUUUCCAAAAGUUGCACAUGGUUGGGCUGUGAGGUACGAUGUUUAUGAUGCUGCUUCGAGUGCAGAGGAAGCUCAUAAUGACAUGUUGCAGUGGUUUGCUAAGCAUGCAAAGUAAUUAAAUAUUUAUCUGCUCCUCGUUCUGUUUCUGAUGAGAUCUAUAUCGAUUCUUAAAUGGUAGAAUAAUUCUUGGAACUCUGAUCCAAUUCGAAGUCAUGACUCAUGACAUAUUAAGUAUGAUAUUUAAUACUCUGCAUUCGAAUGGCUAAUUUAUUUUAAUUUAGUGAAGGAGUAUGCCAGAGUACUGUGAUAUGUAUAUAUUCCAAAACAAUGUUCUUAUUUCAAGUUGGA
This is a messenger RNA of Rosa chinensis, 5025 nucleotides long. RefSeq names its product disease resistance RPP13-like protein 4. Gene Ontology annotation, biological process: defense response to other organism. NCBI's taxonomy places the organism in Eukaryota, Viridiplantae, Streptophyta, Magnoliopsida, Rosales, Rosaceae. The transcript is spliced from 14 exons. The record is from RefSeq and is a predicted model, not a curated record. Gene Ontology annotation, molecular function: ADP binding. The coding region runs from base 1139 to 2401 and encodes 420 amino acids.